AUGGUUGUGGAGAGGGCAUUUGGAGUAUUAAAGAAGCGAUUUCGUGUCUUGGAUGCUAGCCAUUUUGGCCUUUAUCUUGUUAAAGAUAACAUUUUCAGUGGUUAUGUAUUUUCUAUCUACUUUUUAUAUGUCAUAAAAGAAGAGAAAAAGGUCAACUUUCGUUGGUCAAAGGACAUGUCAAAAGAAUUACUCGACUUUUUAGCUGAAGAAGUUAAAAAGGGAAACCGGCCUAAUAAUACUUUUCGAACAAGUUCUUUUGUGGCUGCUGCGAAGAUUAUCUCUGGGAAGUUUCAAACCAAUUCCACCUCAGAACAUGUGGAGAAUCAUAUGAAAACUGUGAGGAAUGCAUGGGUGGCUAUAUCAACAGUCCGAAACAACUCCGGGUUUGGAUGGAACGAUAACUUGAAGAUGGUGACAGCAUCUCCCACAGCAUAUGCUACUUAUGUUAAGGAAUAUCCAAAAUGUGAAAAGUUUUUGAAUCGAAAAAUUGAUAUGUAUGAAGAGAUGGCUAUAGUAGUGGGUAAAGAUUUAGCACGGGGGAACUUCUCCAAGACAUUUGCCGGCAUUGAUGUUGAUGCUUCAAUGGAAAGUGGACAACCAAGUAUGACUAUUGAUAGCGUGCCUUCUAAGGCUGAGAGUGGUACCUCGUCGGGCUCAAGGCCACAUCGAAAGAGGUCUCGAAUUGACGAAGGAUCGGAAAUGGAACACAUUUCAGCAUAA
Molecule: messenger RNA, 720 nt
Organism: Chenopodium quinoa (quinoa)
Lineage: Eukaryota; Viridiplantae; Streptophyta; Magnoliopsida; Caryophyllales; Amaranthaceae
Exons: 4
Coding region: 1-720 (239 amino acids)
Source: RefSeq, a predicted model, not a curated record